This is a messenger RNA of Pseudopodoces humilis (Tibetan ground-tit), 815 nucleotides long. The record is from RefSeq and is a predicted model, not a curated record. Lineage: Eukaryota; Metazoa; Chordata; Aves; Passeriformes; Paridae.
GGUUCCGGUUCCCGUUCCCGGUCCCGGUGUCCCCUCACCUCUCCCGGUGCCGGUGCCGGUUCCCGGUGCCAUGUCCCGGUGGGGUCGCUGCCCGCUGGUCGAGGACAGUUUCAGCCGCCUGGGCUCUCAGAGUAACGUGUACGGGCUGGCGGCGCUGCCCGGGCCCGGGCCCGGUGUCGGUCCCGGUGUCGGUCCCGGUGUCGGUCCCGGUGUCGGUUCCGGUCCCGGGGGUCUCCUGGCGGCGGCGCUGAAGGGGAAGGUGCUGCUGUUCCGGUACCUGCAGCUGCGGCCCCGCCUGCGCCCGCUGGCCCGGGAGCUGCAGUUCACCUACAUCCCCGUUGAUGCCGAGAUCGUUUCCAUCGAUUCCUUCCCCAAAUCCCCGCCCCAGCGCGGCCUCGUGGUCGGGAUCACCUUCAUCAAGGACUCGGGGGACAAGCCCAGCCCCUUCCUCAACAUUUACUGCGACUACGAGCCCGGCUGCGAGUUCGACCUCGACUCCGUGGCCCACCCCCCGGACCCCCCUAGCCCCUCCCGGAAUUGCCAUUCCCGGAACCCCGGCUCGCACCAGUUCGAGGAGCAGCCGAUCCAGCUGCUCUUCCCGGAGCUCCAGGACGUCCCCAGCACCGUUCUGUGGCUCCACGUCCAGCCCCUCCCCGGCUCCGGCCAUCGGCUCUCGGCCCUCGGCUGCCAGAGCGGAUUCGUGCGGGCGGCGCGCGUCGACGAGGGGAGCCGAGCGGUGCUGCAGAGCUGGAGCGUGCAGCAGGACGGGCCGAUCUCCACCGUGCUGCUCUUCCCGCUGCCCUCGGACGGGAGCG